Messenger RNA from Pogoniulus pusillus (Red-fronted tinkerbird), 3137 nucleotides. RefSeq names its product cytidine/uridine monophosphate kinase 1 (gene CMPK1). Lineage: Eukaryota; Metazoa; Chordata; Aves; Piciformes; Lybiidae. The transcript is spliced from 6 exons. Gene Ontology annotation, molecular function: ATP binding; UMP kinase activity. Gene Ontology annotation, biological process: 'de novo' pyrimidine nucleobase biosynthetic process; UDP biosynthetic process; CDP biosynthetic process. Gene Ontology annotation, cellular component: cytoplasm; nucleus. The record is from RefSeq and is a predicted model, not a curated record. Bases 197 to 787 code for a protein of 196 amino acids.
CGCCACCGCGGACCCGGAAGCACUUUCCCUCGGCAGGGACAGCCCAGCGGCGGGUGCGCGACGGCGCUUCUGCUUCAGCCGCAUCCCCAGCCUUGGCUUCGGUGCCUGCUGCUCCUUGUCUGCUCUACGGCCGCCCGCUGGCCGCCGCCCCGACGCCGCUGUCCUGCUGCUGCUUCGCCGCCGCCUCCUUCUCCUCAUGAAGCCAGUUGUUGUCUUCGUCCUCGGCGGGCCCGGGGCGGGCAAGGGGACACAGUGCGCUCGUAUUGUGGAGAAGUAUGGCUACACACACCUUUCUGCUGGUGACCUCCUUCGAGAUGAACGAAAAAGGCCAGGCUCGCAGUAUGGAGAACUCAUCGAGAACUACAUUAAGGAGGGGGAAAUUGUACCUGUUGAAAUAACAAUCAGCUUGCUGAAGAGGGCCAUGGAUGAAACAAUGGCUGCCAAUUCCCAGAAGAACAAGUUCUUGAUUGAUGGGUUUCCCAGGAAUGAAGACAAUCUUCAAGGCUGGAAGAAGACUAUGGAUGGGAAGGCGGAUGUUUCUUUUGUUCUCUUUUUUGAUUGUGACAACGAGAUAUGUAUUGGCCGCUGUCUUGAAAGAGGCAAGAGCAGUGGUAGGAGUGAUGAUAAUCGAGAGAGUCUGGAAAAGAGAAUUCAUACAUAUCUGCAGUCUACUAAGCCUAUAAUAGAUUUGUAUGAGAGAAUGGGAAAAGUCAGAAAAGUGGAUGCCUCUAAAUCUGUUGAUGAAGUUUUUGAAAAAGUUGUACAAAUUUUCGACAAAGAAGGCUAAUUCCCAGCUUGAAACUCAUUUACAUUUGUGCUUGAAUCUUGCUUGAAUAGCUGCUACUGCAGUCCACUCUUUGUAAUUGUUUUAAAAGGUUUUUUAAUUGUUUUUCACAUAUCUGAUGAUGAUCAGAAAAGCAGUUAAUACCAAACAGAUAUGUUUUUUAACUAGGAGAUGAUUUCUUGUGGCUAUAUAUAUAUGAACUUCAGGGUUCUUCGUUAGUACAAAUUCAGUUACAUGGCAAAAACACCGUUCAAACAUCUCUGAAGAGACUAUUCUGCCACUGUCCUGUGCCUGUUGUGGGCAGCCCUUCUUAUUCCUUAUUGCCAUACACUUAUAUAUUUUUAAGGAUCAAUCAAACAGCAGCAUUAAACAAUGAGGGACCUGUGUGCCCUUGUUUGGUUUUCGGACUCUUGGACCAAAUUUAGCAGAUUUUUUUUUUUCCAGAGUAUGAGUUUGUCACAAAGUUCCCUGUUUCCCUAAAUCUGAAUUCUGUAAGUCAAGCUACACUUAGCAUGAGAAUCUAUUUUAGUAGCUCUCACAAAUCUAUUUAAGCUGCUGUUCAGCAAUAGACACACAAAGUUCUUUAUGGAAAGUGGUGCUUUCUUGUGACUCUGGAUGUUAAACUGCCUUGCAAGUUCUUGACUACCUGAAAGACGUGGCCCCAGAUUUUUACCUUGUCUUCAUUUGCAGAAAGGUUAAGAAUGUAAUUUCAAAGUCAGAUCAGUAUUUGCAUACUCAUUUAUUUUAAAUGAUAGUUAUAUUCUUAAUUAGAGCAUGGCCUUCAGAAAAUGGCAAAACUCUUAAAUAGUGCACAAUGAGGAAAAUCUUCUUGUAAUUCUGUCUCCUGUGACAAGUGGAAGGGAUUUUCUGUAUUGUUAUUAUUAUUGAAAUACUGUGUUACUGAGUGCUUUAAGAUUUGUUACCAAGGGAAAUACUUCUAUGGUUAAACUAGUGAAUUUGUUUCUCUAAAAGUCUAUGACUUUAAUAACUGUCUGUUUGAAAAGAUUGUAAAUUACUGCACUUUUGUUAUGAUGUGUUCAGUUGAGGGGAAAGAUUCCUGCAAGAGGAAAAAAAAAAAGUUUGAUUCCUUUAAACAAAUUGGGACCUCCUUCAUCAUGCAGCCAAGUACAGUCAGCAGCAAUGGUUGGGAUAAGCAGAUAACUGUCUGAAACAAACUGGUUUAAAUGUUUGCACAGAUGUGGUGUAAUUCUGCCUUUUUGUUUAAAGUAACCUUUUUCUCUCCCCUGUACAAUGUGCGUGGGUCUGUGGGGGCCCAACUGUGCAUUCUUUGCAUGCCCUAAGCUUUCACUGAAGAAGGCCCCAGAAGGCUUGAAGAUGAGUGUUUUGACUAAUUUCAGUAAUAGAGUGGCUCUUCCUGCAUUAACUGACACUAACUGAUUCAUGAUACACACAUAGAUGUUGCAAAUUACAGGGAAUUGCAGUUUGAAAGCCUUGGGCUUCAGCUUUUCUUUACUGAUGACUUUAUUUUGGAAAAGGUUUAAAUUAAGCCCAGCUUCUAAUUAGAAUCAGACAUGUUGGUCCUCCUCCUGCAAUCUGAUCUGUGCAGGCAGAUUUGUGUUUGCCUGGAUUCUCAUCUAGCUGAAGUUCUUGAGUCUGCUGGACUGGGGAUGAGAGGGGUACAGGAACAAAAGUGUGAACUGCAGUUUCUUUUUCUGGUGUAGAAGGAGUUCAAACAAUAGACUGAGCACAAAUUGCAGUUUACUACAGCAGAACACAUGGACCAUGGCUUCUUCUGUGAGUUUGGCAGGUUAAUGUUUUCACUGUAUGAAUUUCCUUUACAGAAAAAUAGAACACAAAUCAUGGAAUUUAAUUCUAACUGCCUAAGUAUGCUGACAUAGGAUAGGAUCCCGCUAAACUCUCUGUUUUGAUAUGAAGGUUAGAAUCAGGGUUGGGUUUGUUGCCAAAAGACUUCAAACAGGAUUCUUGAACCUAAGUAGAGUGAUUCAGUUACCUUUUGUUUCUAAGUUACUGGUUUUUACAAGUUCUGCUCAGAGUAGAGUAUCUGUUUUCUCUCAUCAUAUACUUCUCUGUGUUAUACAAGUGCUGAAACAGAUUAAAAACAAACCUUUGGAGCAAGUUUUUUAGUAAAACCCAAUUGUUUUGGCAAUAUUGAGUUUGGAGUGGAUUGUAUUGUGUCUGUGCAAAGACUAGACUUUUUUUUUGGUCAUUUUAUUUAUUGAAGAUGCCAUUAAAUGUGUUAUCAAUACUUUCAGGUCAGGUUUAUGAUUGAAAUAAAGAUUAAAGGCAAUAUGCCAAUUCUUGUCUCUGUUUAGCAGCAAAAAAAUACAUGAAGAAUUUGAGGAGAUGCAAUAAACUUUGUUCUGUGGCUUAA